GGCCUGGCGAGGUUGGGGCGGGGCAAGUCCCUAGGUGAGCUGGGCUCUGCAGCCUUGCCAGCAGUAGGCAGCCAGACUUGGGUUAGUAUCAUGACUGAGUACAGGGUGCGGGUGUCCACUGCGGAGGCCUUCGGGGCUGGCACAUGGGACAAAAUAUCUGUCAGCAUCGUGGGGACCCAAGGAGAGACCUCCCUACUGCCCCUGGACCAUCUGGGCAAAGAGUUCUCCGCGGGCGCGGAGGAGGACUUCGAAGUGACGCCCUCCCAGGACGUGGGCCAGGCACUGCUGCUGCGCGUGCACAAGGCGCCCCCGGCGCUGCCCGGCCUGCUCGGGCACUUGGGCCCGGACGCCUGGCUCUGCCGCUGGUUCCAGCUCACGCCGCCGCGGGGCGACCCCCUCCGCUUCCCCUGCUACCAGUGGCUGGAGGGCGCGGGAACCCUGGUGCUGCGGGAGGGGACAGCGAAGGUCUCCUGGGCGGACCACCACCCCAGACUCCUGCAGCAGCGCCGGGAUGAGCUACAGGCCAGACAGCAGAUGUACAGCUGGAAGACUUACAACUCAGGCUGGCCUCGCUGCCUGGAUGAGGAGACUACAAAAGACUUAGACCUCAACAUUAAAUACUCUGUAGCCAAGAACACCAACUUCUACCUGCGAGCCGGCUCUGCAUUUACAGAAAUGAAAAUCAAGGGGCUGCUGGACCGCAAGGGGCUCUGGAAGAGUCUGGAGGAGAUGAGAGGGAUAUUCCACUUCCAGAAGACCCCGGCCACUGAAUACGUGUUUGAGCACUGGCAGGAGGACUCAUUCUUCGCCUCCCAGUUCCUGAAUGGCCUCAACCCUGUCUUGAUCCGCCGCUGUCGUGAGCUCCCAAAGAACUUCCCUGUUACGAAUGCCAUGGUGGCCCCAGUGUUGGGCACUGGGACCACUCUGCAGACUGAGCUGGAGAAGGGCUCCCUGUUCCUGGUAGAUCACGGCAUUCUCUCUGGCAUCCAAACCAAUAUCGUUAAUGGGAAGCCUCAGUUCUCAGCGGCCCCAAUGACUCUGCUAUACCAGCGCCCAGGGGGAGGGCCCCUGUUGCCCAUCGCCAUCCAGCUCAACCAGACCCCAGGGCCUAACAGCCCCAUCUUCCUGCCCAGCGAUGACAAGUGGGACUGGCUAUUGGCCAAGACAUGGGUGCGCAAUGCUGAGUUCUCAGUCCAUGAGGCCCUUGUACACCUGUUGCAUGCACACCUGCUGCCUGAGGUUUUCGCCAUGGCUACGCUGCGCCAGCUGCCCCACUGCCACCCACUGUUCAAGCUGCUGGUCCCGCACACGCGGUACACCCUGCAUAUCAAUACUCUGGCCCGCCAGCUGCUCAUCGCCCCUGAGCAGGUGGUAGACAGGUCCACAGGCAUUGGCAUCAAAGGCUUCUCUGAGUUGAUACAGAGGAACAUGGAAAAGCUCAACUAUUCGGUCCUGUGUCUGCCCGAGGAUAUCCAGGCCCGAGGAGUCGAAGCUAUCCUGGGCUACUACUACAGGGAUGAUGGGAUGAAGAUCUGGGGUGCUGUGGAGUGCUUUGUCUCUGAAAUAGUUGGCUUCUACUACCCAAAUGAUGUGUCUGUGCGUGAUGACAGUGAGCUCCAGGCCUGGGUGUGGGAGAUCUUCUCUGAAGGCUUCCUAGGCCGGGACAGCUCAGGUGUGCCCUCCUCACUGGUGACCCAGGAAGCCCUGGUGCAGUAUGUCACCAUGGUGAUAUUCAACUGCUCUGCCCAGCAUGCUGCUGUCAGUUCAGGCCAGUUUGACUUCUCUGCCUGGAUGCCCAACCUGCCAUCCACCAUGCAGCUGCCACCGCCCACCACCAAGGGCCAGGCAAGGCUGGAAGGAUUCAUAGCCACUCUCCCCCCAGUCAAUGCCACAUGUGAUAUCAUCAUUGUCCUCUGGCUGCUGAGCAAGGAGCCUGGAGACCGACGGCCCCUGGGCACCUACCCCGAUGAGCACUUCACAGAGGAGGCCCCGCAGCAGAGCAUUGCUGCCUUCCAGAGCCGCCUGACCCAGAUCUCGAGAGACAUCCAAGAACGGAACCGGGGCCUGGCCCUGCCCUACACUUACCUGGACCCUUCCCUCAUCGAGAACAGCGUCUCCAUCUAAAUCCCCUGGAGAAUAGUGCCCCAUAUGAUAUCCCUUUGACCCCAUCACUCUAGUCUAACUGCCACCCAGAGAAAAGAAUCCCCCAGAAAACCAGGCCCCCAUAGGUCUCUUCUGGAACAACCAGGCCCCAUAACAAGCCCUACAGAUGAAAUAACAGGAACAAAUCACCCCAGGGAACAGAGACUCACGGCACAGCACCACCACGCCUUUUGAAGACUUCAGGCCUCAAAAUGCCAGCACACCCACAGCCCCUAUGAAGGACUGACUGUCUCUCUUUCGCUUUGCAUUUUUUGCAUUGUUUUACCUUACAUAAUCCGGCCCCUGAUGCACUGACCACAACUGAUUGGACCUAAUAGUCACCUGACAAAAAGGGAGCCCUAUUACAGACAGACUGCUGAAGAGGUGGAUCAUGACCUUUGGUUUAAAAUAACCCACUGAAUCUGUGGCAUCUUGCUGCACUGACGGACAGUGACUGCACUGGGGUAUGGAUGGGGACUUGAUAAUAUGGGUAAAUGUAGUAACCACAUUGUUUUUUCAUGUGAAACCUUCAUAAGUGCAUAUCAAUCAUACCUUAAUAAAAAUUUUAAUUAAUUAA
Molecule: messenger RNA, 2719 nt
Organism: Manis javanica (Malayan pangolin)
Lineage: Eukaryota; Metazoa; Chordata; Mammalia; Pholidota; Manidae
Product: arachidonate 15-lipoxygenase type B
Biological process (GO): lipid oxidation
Molecular function (GO): protein binding; oxidoreductase activity, acting on single donors with incorporation of molecular oxygen, incorporation of two atoms of oxygen; iron ion binding
Source: RefSeq, a predicted model, not a curated record